GGAGGUCUCGGUCUGGUGGGACUGGGAAGCCCCUUGCGCCUCUGGGAGUGGGAGUCCAGCACCGAGCACCUGCCGCCGGCAAGGACACCUCGUCUAACAGGAACCCAGCGACAGUUGCCGUGGAGACAGCGGGCGCGGCCCUGCGCCUGCGCCUGCGCAAGAGCGGCGCGGACUAAUGACGCACGGCGCGGGCUCGGGCAAGCUGGCUGGGCCGUUGGAGUCCUGAUGGAGCGGGAGGUGUUACUUCGGAAGGUGUCGCUGUUACAGGCCUGCGUCCGGGGCUUCUUGGUCCGACGCCAAUUCCAGAGGCUGCGAGCCGAGUAUGAGACGAUUGUAGGAGAGAUUGAGGGAGACCUGGGCCCGCUUCAGUGGACUGAGGGCCGCAUGCCAAGGCCCAAAUUUCUCCCACAGAAGGCGAAACCCCACGGGAACAGGGGAGCAGGAGGAAGGGCCGCAACUGCAAAGCCAGUGCCACCGAGAGCUGAGAGAAAGGCCAACUGGGCGGAGGAGCAAGGGGAGGCAGGAGAGCGCUCUGUUACUCCUCCUGACAGAGAUGACAACUCCUGGCCACAGGCUGAGCCGAGCCGGAAACCCAAAGGAAGGCAGACCAGAGACACCUUGUGGGAGGAGACCCCAGAAGCCACGUGCCCUGGGACACCCCAUGGGUCACCUGAAUUCCAGGAGCUGCAGUGCCACCGUAGCCACCUGGCCAUGGAGCUGCUGUGGAUUCAGCAAGCCAUCAAUAGCCGGAAGGAGUACUUAAUACUCAAACAAACCUUGAGCUCCCCUGAGGUGGACCAGACCAGAGAGCAGACCAGGACAUGCUCCAAUCCCGGGGGCCAGGCGUGUGGACAGAUGACAUCCCAGCCACCAGAGAAGCAGUCCUGCCAAGUCAGGAUCCCUAGAGAACCAAGCCACGUGGCUGACACCUGCCAGCGUGGGGGCAGGUCUCAGAGCUGCAGAUCCUCAGAGCGUACAGUAGCUACCGACCAGAACAGCGCUGAGGCCGAGAGCAGAGCACCGUGCUGCAUGAGUGCUGGCCCACACAGCCCAGCAAGACGGCACAGGCUCACCAAGGACCCAAGCCAAGGAGGACAGGCCGUGGAGGGGGGCUGUCUGCAGCAGGGGCAAAUCCUGGAGGAACAGACCACAGCAGUCCUCAAGCCUAGAGGAACCUGUUCCAGAAAGGCCAGGAUCCAGCUGCGUGAACUCUUUGAGGUCCCUGACGUGAAGGACAAGUGCCUCCAGUGGCUGGACCCCCAAGACUCUGACUGCCAAACAGGCAAGCCUCAGGCAUUGGGCCUCUCGGAGGACCCCAUCCUUUGGGAAAGGACGCCAGCAGGGCCAGAAUAUGGAAGCAAGGAUGUCAGAAGAGCUAAGCCAGCCAAGAGCCAGACCCCCAGGAAUGGAGCCUCCACAGAUCCUGAUGGCCAAGGGUGCAGCAGCCAGAGGCUCACGGCUGACCCGGUGUGGGCCUCAGCCUCCAGGUCGGGAAAGCCACAGGGGUGAGGUAGAUGGGCCACACCCUGUGCCUUUUCCCUUCUACCUGUGAGGUACUCUGGAGUUGCAGGGCCCAUUGCUUCCCUCCAUUGCUUCCUCUGCAGAAGCCACGUGCCCUGGGACACCCUAUGGGUCGCCUGAAUUCCAGGAGCUGCAGUGCCACCGUAGCCACCUGGUGGCCACCUCUGGUGCUCACGGCUGCCCGAGACCCUUCCUCCCACAGGAUCCAGCCACACCGGAGAGAACCAAUGGAGGAAUGGGCAGUGGAAGACAGGACCUGCGGGCUAAAUCCUGGGGAUCCGGGGGGCCCGAGUCCCAGAGGAGGAUGCUGGGAGAGGGGUGAGCAGUGCAGGGCCUUGUCCCCUGCCCUCCCUCCACACCUCACCCUGGCACUAGCUCUGAAUCCUGCCCUGUCUCAGGCCAUUGGCUGACUAGUGGGGCCAAGAGAAGCUGGAGCAGAGUUGGCAGGGGUAGAGAGAGGAGAGACAAGGGCCAGGGACAGCCCUUUGUCCCCUGCCUGGGUUCAACCACAUUUCAGGAUAAAGAGGCUUAUAGGGGAAGUGCAGUAGGGAAAUUGUUGGAGAAUAAAGGUUUUU
Ochotona curzoniae (black-lipped pika) is the source of this 2096-nucleotide messenger RNA. RefSeq names its product IQ motif containing C (gene IQCC). NCBI's taxonomy places the organism in Eukaryota, Metazoa, Chordata, Mammalia, Lagomorpha, Ochotonidae. The transcript is spliced from 5 exons. The record is from RefSeq and is a predicted model, not a curated record. Bases 226 to 1509 code for a protein of 427 amino acids. Gene Ontology annotation, molecular function: protein binding.